Molecule: messenger RNA, 921 nt
Organism: Aureobasidium subglaciale EXF-2481
Lineage: Eukaryota; Fungi; Ascomycota; Dothideomycetes; Dothideales; Saccotheciaceae
Exons: 2
Coding region: 1-921 (306 amino acids)
Cellular component (GO): intracellular anatomical structure
Molecular function (GO): oxidoreductase activity, acting on NAD(P)H, oxygen as acceptor
Source: RefSeq, a predicted model, not a curated record
AUGGCAUCCGCAGUUUUCCAAGCCAAUCGUACGGCUCUCAUCACCGGCGGCGCUUCAGGCGUCGGCUUUGCUCUCGCACAGCUGUGCCAAAAGUACGGCAUGAACGUCGCUCUCGUCGACAAAUCCACUGAAGGACUCGAGAAGGCCAAGGAAAUUCUGUCAGGAAGUGCAAGAAACGGCCAAAAGACCGAAGUCUACGACAUGGACGUAUCCGAACUCCCCCAAUGGCGCUCAUUGAAGUCAGAGAUCGAAGCGAAGUUUGGUCUCGUCGAUCUCCUCGUGCUGAACGCCGGCGCAUCUUUCAAGCCUUCGCAAGGAUUCGGCGCUCUUGGUACCUGGCUAGACCCUUCCUACCACCACAAGACCUACGAUACAAACGUAUUUGGAGUACUCAAUGGCAUUGCCGCAUUCUUGCCAUUGCUGCAAAACAAGAACACGCCGAGUGCGAUUGUGAUUACAGGAAGUAAACAGGGCAUCACGAAUCCCCCUGGUGGAAACAACCCAGCCUACAACGCCUCAAAAGCAACACUCAAGCAUUUGGCCGAACACCUCGCUCAUGACUUGCGCGAGGCAAGCCCUUUGAUCUCCACACAUCUGCUCAUCCCCGGCUGGACAUAUACCGGAUUCUCGGGUAAUGCGGGACCUAUCCCUGACGAAGAGGCCAAGGCCAAGAAGCCAGAGGGUGCAUGGUUAGGCUCGCAGGUUGCAGAAUACGGUGUUAAAAAGAUGUGCGAGGGGCAGUUUUAUAUUGUUUGUCCAGAUGAUGAUGUCAGUGAGGAGUUGGAUAAGGCGAGGAUGGCUUAUGCGGUCGGGGAUGUGGUUGAGGGAAGACCUGCGUUGUCGAGGUGGCAUGAGGAGUACAAGGAUAGUGCGGCUGAGUGGAUACAGAAGGAGGCGGAGAGAAGGAAGGGUGGGGAGUAA